Messenger RNA from Cyprinus carpio (common carp), 2318 nucleotides. It is a transcript of the gene oxt, whose product is annotated as oxytocin. The record is from RefSeq and is a predicted model, not a curated record. Gene Ontology annotation, cellular component: secretory granule; extracellular region. Gene Ontology annotation, molecular function: neurohypophyseal hormone activity. Lineage: Eukaryota; Metazoa; Chordata; Actinopteri; Cypriniformes; Cyprinidae.
ACGGGUUUGGAACAACACGGGGGGUAAUUGAAUAAUGACAAAAUUUUCAUUUUGGUAUGGAGUAUUCCUUUAAGCUUGUUACUGUGAACACAAGAAAUACAGUAAGUUAAAUCCUUUUGGAGAUCAGUUUCAUUAGAAUUUGCAAAAAAAAUGUAUGGUGUAAUAAUAUGAAACAUUUUAUCACACCAGAAAGUUCCCAUUGUGUCCAAAUUAUGUUCAUCUGCUAUACUUCCUAUGUUCAGAUGAACCAAUAACUAUGCAACUGAUUUAGUGUGUGACUUUCCAUCAGCGGCUGCCUAUGUUGACCCAGGGUAAUAAUUCUAUAAUUAGAUUAAAUCAAUGGGAUAUGUGACCUAGUAAAGGCUAAUCAGAGAUGAAUGAAUAAAAAGCAGAAAGGACGUGUUAAAUGUGACAAUCCUGUUAUUAGAAUGUGACUCUACAGACUAAUCACUUAAGUGCUAAUUGUUCCUUUGAGUCAAGCAUCUUAUUACUCUGCCACGAGUUACAUUUGAACACGUCAGAACAUGUAAUGAAUUUAAGACCAUGGCAGAUGAUUUAUUGUCAGUUCUCUCCUUAUUAAGUAUAUACUGUAAUUUCUCCUCCUCUAACAGAUACAUUGCAGAACAUAUGGUUGCCGGGCUUAACAUGCAGGGAUGAAUGUGUCACAGAAGUCUUCCUGAACUCAAGAUUCAUCAGUCAUUUUGAUGACAUGGUUGUUCAGAUGCCUGGUGACAUAGUCAAGCAUGAACAGCAGAGGGCUGACCACCGAGCCAUGGGGAACACCUGUAUCUGAUCUGAGACACUACAAGUUUUAAUGGUGGAUUCUAACUGUUGACUAGUUAGUCAAUAGUUCAAAGAUCCAAAGCAUAUGUGUCUUGAAAAGGAGUGGUUUCAUUCAACUAAAAAACACAGCAAGAGUAAUAGUUUAGGAGUUAAUCUGAUCAUCAUACUUUAACAUUACGCUUGAUAUAACUGAAACUCGGCAAUAAGCAAAAUUUUUGCUCACUUUUGCGCAUUUUUAAUGUUUUCACAUCAAGAAGUGAGGUAUAACUUCAUGCUUUUCCAUUACCACCAAUGCAUGAAGUCAAAGUCAAAGAAGUACACUCUUAAAAAAAGGUUCUUUAUUGGAAUCAGUGGUUCCAUGAAGAACCUUCAACAUCCGUGGAACCUUUCCAUUCCACAAAAGGUUAUUUAGUGAAAAAGGGUUCUUUGGAUUAUUAAAAUGUUCUUCACAAUAAGAAAACUUUUUUUUAAGAACUGUCCACUGAAAGGUUGUUUGGGAACCCAAAAUGCUUCUUCUAUGGUAUCGCUGUUUCAGAAACUUUUUUUUUGAAGAGUAAAAUUUUAGUAAGCUCUACAAUGAACAGUCAUGUGUUAAUUCACGGCUGCCAUUCACCUGUCUGAUGUUAUGCCAGAUCACGGGCCGUUAAUGACGCACAUCCCUGUUACUGGACAAUAUAAUGACCAGUUCACUGACCUAAUCAGGUCACAUCAUUAUCAUUUAGAUGGUUAAGGCUCCUUGAUUGUAGCUAACAGGUAAUAAUGUGAUAAAAUCACGCAGCAAAGAGGUAUAAAAGUGUCUCCUUACAGUGUAAAAAUGAACACUGCUGCUUAAAAGCUAAAUCGCUUCACUAGCUCCGAAUUUCAGCCUUGGUAAAAUAUGUCUGGAAGUUUGCUCUCAGUGGUCGGUCUGCUGUGUCUGCUGUCCAUUUGCUCGGCCUGUUACAUCUCUAACUGCCCCAUCGGCGGCAAACGAGCCGUACAGGAUUGGCAGUCUCGACAGUGUUUGUCAUGUGGUCCCGGCGAUCAUGGUCAGUGUUUUGGUCCCAGUAUCUGCUGUGGUGAAGGUAUCGGCUGCUUGGUUGGCUCUCCAGAAACACUCCGCUGUCUGGAGGAAGAUUUUCUUCCUUCUCCAUGUGAAGUGUCUGGAAAAGCAUGCGGUUAUGAAGGACACUGCGCUGCUCCUGGGGUCUGCUGUGACUCAGAGGGCUGCAGUAUGGAUCAGUCGUGUGCGGAUGGAGACGCUGACGGUCCAGCCGAUACUCAACCUGCCAGUAGCCAAGAUCUUCUGCUGAAGCUGCUGCACCUGUCAAGCCACGCCCACCCCCUAAGACUCCACCAAUGAAAUGCUCACAGAAGAGUGACAUCAUCUCAGGAGGAGCCGCCCACCAACCACAAUGAUUCCUCACCCAGUUUUUGUAAACCAACUUUGUAUAGCGGCUAGGUAUUUGUAUGGCUAAUACAUAGAAGCGGAUAUUAGUAGUGCUGUAUUGAUGAUAGCUUGACUGUUUGUGCAGCUAUUAAACUCUGAAAGAAUU